AUGGUUCUUUCUCAAAUUGACUAUUUUUUUGCAGAUGAGACAUCAACUUCUCCCUUGUUUGGUUUCAUAGACCUUUUCCUAGGUUUAACAUUUUUCAACAAAAUCCACAAGUUUUUCUCGAGUUUAUGGUUUUACCUUUUCUGUCAACUUCAUUACGGUAGCUCUUCAGAGGUGAGACUGGAGAAGAAGGUUUCAGAAUCUAAUGAGCCAAAUGCUGGAAGAGAAAGUGGCGAGAUGAUUAUAGAAAGAGAUGAAGUGAAAAUGGUGAUGGAAAGAAUGGGAUUUUUUUGCAGCUCAGAAAGUGAGGAGCUUGAUGAAAAGUAUGGUUCCAAGGAGCUAUGUGAAGUGUUUGAGGAGAAUGAGCCAAGCUUGGUGGAAGUGAAGCAAGCUUUUGAUGUUUUUGAUGAGAAUAAAGAUGGUUUUAUUGAUGCAAUGGAGUUGCAAAGAGUUCUUGUUAUUUUGGGAUUGAAACAAGGAUCAGAGUUUGAGAACUGUGAAAAGAUGAUCAAGAGAUUUGAUGAGAAUCAAGAUGGAAGAAUUGAUUUCAUUGAAUUUGUAAAUAUUAUGAGAAACCACUUUUGCUGA
Messenger RNA from Lathyrus sativus (Indian pea), 585 nucleotides. The record is from the annotation of a GenBank genome assembly. Lineage: Eukaryota; Viridiplantae; Streptophyta; Magnoliopsida; Fabales; Fabaceae.